Messenger RNA from Peromyscus californicus insignis, 3771 nucleotides. RefSeq names its product zinc finger protein 239-like. Gene Ontology annotation, molecular function: RNA polymerase II cis-regulatory region sequence-specific DNA binding; DNA-binding transcription factor activity, RNA polymerase II-specific. The transcript has 2 exons. The record is from RefSeq and is a predicted model, not a curated record. Bases 1 to 978 code for a protein of 325 amino acids. Lineage: Eukaryota; Metazoa; Chordata; Mammalia; Rodentia; Cricetidae. Gene Ontology annotation, biological process: regulation of transcription by RNA polymerase II.
AUGGCUUUGGGAGUGGCAGCUGUCGAGUUGAUGGGCAACUGUGUCUUUGGAGAUGUGGGGAUUGUGGAAGUUUCAUGGGCUGGUGGCCUGGUUACCACCUCAAGACCCAGCUAUACUUCAAUUGUUAGACCAAAUUUAAAUUUAAUUCAUAAAGAUAUAAAGAGUCAGCAGUGUAGUGAUUAUGGUAAAGAUUUUACAUGUGCUUGCAGGCAUGAAAGAAUUCAAACUGGAGAGAAGAAACCUUUCAUAUAUACUGAAUGUGGUAAAACCGUUGUAUAUGAGAGUCAUCUUCAAAGGCAUGGAAGUUCACUUAUGGGAGAGAAACCCUUUCAAUGUAAUCAGUGUGUUAAAAGCUUUGCCCAUAACAGUCAUCUUCAAAGGCAUAAAAGAACACAUACUGCAGAGAAACUCUAUGAAUGUAAUCAAUGUGGUAAAGUCUUUGCCUAUCAUAGUAAUCUUCAAAUACAUAAAAGAACACAUACUGGAAAAAAACCCUAUGAAUGUAAUCAGUGCGGUAAGGCCUUUGCACAGAACAGUACUCUUCAAAUGCAUAAAAGAACACAUACUGGAGAGAAACCCUAUGAAUGUAAUCAAUGUGGUAAAGCCUUUGCUAGACAUGGUCAUCUUCAAAUGCAUAAAAGAACUCAUACUGGAGAGAAACCCUAUGAAUGUAAUCAGUGUGAUAAAGCCUUUGCAUAUAUCAGUAAUCUUCAAGUGCAUAAAAGAACUCACACUGGAGAAAAACCCUAUGAAUGUAAUCAGUGUGGUAAAGCCUUUGCAUGUAAUAGUUAUCUUCAAGUGCAUAAAAGAAGACAUACUGGAGAGAAACCCUUUGAAUGUAAUCAAUGUGAUAAAGCCUUUGCAUGUAACAGUUAUCUUCAAGUGCAUAAAAGAACACAUACUGGAGUGAACCCCUAUGAAUGUAAUCAGCGUGGUAAAGACUUUUCACAUCACAGUAACCUUCAAAUGCAUAAAUGAACACAUACUGGUGAGAAAAACCUAUGAAUGUAAUCAGUGUGGUAAAGCCUUUGUAUGUAUCAGUAAUCUUCAAAAUCAUUAGAAAAAACUCGUUCUGCAGAGAAACCUAUAAGUAUAGUCAGUGUGGUAAAGUUAUACAAGAGUAAAACAUUUGGUGUACAAUCAGUCUAUUAAAGCCUUUCUAUACUACAAGAGUCUUUGACGAUCGGAAAAAGAUACUCAUGGCAUCGUAUUAUAAAGUACUUAGAAAAGUCUACAGCCCACACAGUUAUAAUCAGUUAUAGAAAAGUAUGUAUUCUGUAGGUAAAUAUUUCACAGUGUCAACAAACUGUUCAAACAUUAUGUUGUCCAUUUUUAUAUUGUUUGCACCAGUAAACUUAAUGAAGAAAACCAAAUUUAUGAAUUUUGAAAGCUUAUGUGUAGGGUAAAAGGGCCAGCCAUGGAAACACACUCUGACCCUGAAAAUGGAGCCCAUCAAAGACACAUUUUUGGACCUGAAACCAGAGGAAGAAGCAUGCCCCAACACUGAAACCAAAGUCAAAGAAAUACAGGUUGUUUCUGAAUCCAGAAGCAGGUAUAGAAACACCCUGACCCUGAAUUCAGACCAAAAGAGUUGAAAGGGGUUGGCUGGACAGAUGGCUCAAUGGUUAAGAGCACUGGCAGCUUUUCCAGAGGACCUGAAGACUCAAGUUCAAUACCCAGCAACCACAUGGUGGCUCACAACCAUCUAUAAGAGGAUCUGAUGCCCUCUUCACUCAUGCAGGCAUACAUGUAGAACAUUCAUACAUAAAAUAUAACUAACUAAAUAAAUAAAAUUGUUAAAAGGGGCCAGUGAAAGAAACACAUGUUAGACCUGAAACCAGAACCAAAGAAACACACUCUGCCCUUGACCAACUAUGCACAAAACCAACCAAUCCCUGAGUUUGAAAUUAACCAAUUCCUGAGCAUAAAAUCCAGCCAGUUUUUGAGUUUGUUCAAGCCCUGUGCCUGUUUAGGUGGCAGCUGCCUUUUUCCACCCUUGAAAAGGCAGCCAGUUUCCUGGAUUCCUUCCUCCUAAAUAAAUCUCUUGAAUGUGUUUUAAGUGGAGACCUUUAAUUGAAGGAAAUAAGAAACUCACUAUUGGAUUGGAUUAGAGAAGAAAUGGACACCUCUGCUGGCAAACUCCAUUAGAGAAGUAGAGUAUAACAGCUUUUCAUCAGACUCUGUUAUAUUUCUGCAGCAAUUUCCCCCUUACUUGAGUGAAUCAUAGAAGUAAGAAUUUGGGCUGGAGCUGAGAAGAAAUGGAAAUCUCUGCUGGAAACACCCUAGUAGAGCAAAGAAGAGAAACAUGUGAUAGCUGUGCUUAAAAUCUCCCUCAAAGGAGUGGAGCAGAGCAGCAAUGGACAUCUCUCCUGGUAAACUCUCUUAGCAGAGUGGUGCAGAGCCCAGUUGUAAGGGCUCCCUUUUGGAGAGAAGCCAAAUUAUGACAUUCUGUGGGGAGACAAUUCCCCCUGAAACAGAGGUUCAGAUAUGUCCUGACUUCAUGAUAGACAGGGUACCUUUUGCCUCUCAGCAAUAGGUAUCCAGGAUAUCUCCCUUCGCAGCUGAAGGUGGAUCCUGACAUCCAAUAGUCAGUGUUCCUUUCUCUUCUGAGAUAUAAGUAUCUAGGAUACCUUCAUUUCACAGCUUUAAGUAUAGCCUGACUUCUGAUAGGCUGGUUACCUUUCCCUCUAGAGCUGUAAAACUUGCACUAUAAAUUUAAAUGAUAAUGAAACCCUUUUAGAUUUUGUACUUGUCUUAAAUUGUAAUAAACAUCUAAUUCAGGUGUAAAACUUUAUGGAUUAUUGUUAGUUCUUUUUCUGUUGUUGUGAUAUAUUUCCUAGGUCAACUUAUAAAAGAGUUUAAUUUGACCCUUGGAUCCAGAGGGAUACAGGCUCACCAUGACAGUGGCAUGGCAACAAGUGUCAGACAUGACAGCUAAAACAGGAGGCCAUGAACUCACAUCCUUAAACUUCACCCUGAAGCAGAGUGUGGGAACUGUGAAUGGUGUGUGGAUGUAAUUCUCAAAGUCUCCCGCCAGUGGCAUGUUUCCUCCUGCAGGGCAACAUUUCCUAAAACUUACCAAAUGAUAAGAUAUGGAGUGACUUCCAAGUCACUCCACUACACUUAGGGUAGUGAGGUGUGCAAGGAAGUAUCUAUGGAAAGUAGGAAGACAGCAAGGUCUGCUCUUGGAGCCAGGAGCAAGUGGUAUUGAAACGCAUAUCUCUGCUGAUCUAGAAAAUGUCUUUGUCUGGGGUGGAAGGCAGGGUCAGAAACCAUUGUGCUGUGUCUUUAAGCACAGUGUAACCCUUAGUGAGGUGCUCUUGUCACUCAGGCCUCACCAGCCAAUCAGGCACUCCAGGAAACUGUCCAUCAGAAAUUGUGCCGGGUCUUCCUGCCUCAGGCUUCAGGCUUGGCUUUGAAGAGAAGCUGGCACCAGUGGUUUUGUGUGCUGUGUUAUGAAUGCUGCUGCAGGGAGCUGAGCAGGGAGCGUGGGUGAGCUGGAAAACCACAACAUGGUGAAUGAGGGGCUGCCAUCCCCAGACUGGGACUAGCAGUCAGGUGAGUCAUGGGAGCCAGUAUGUUGGGUCCUCUCCUGGCUGGCUGGGUGCAUGUGGCCAGAUGCAGAGUUUGUCAUGUUCUUGCCUGGUCCUGCAUGGUCCAGCAUGAUCCUGCUUGUCCUUCAUGCUCCAGUGUGGUUCAGCGUGGUCCUAUGUGGUCUUUGCAAUUUCUGUGGCCAGCUAUUACCCUCUGCAUAGCUUCACUCCACCAGCA